AUGAUUGAGAUACCUGAUUUGGAUUCCAUAUACAUCCCGAAACUAGAGCAAUCUGGAACAGCCGAUGUUGCCGCUGCUACUUCAGCUGAGCAGAAUGGGUAUUUGGGGUCGACAACCUCCCCCAACUCGGUCCCACCUAGAUCCAUCGAUCAAGAGCCCGAGAUGCAAGAAGUAGGCAGCAGCAUUGAUGGGUUUGACAUAGACAGCCUAAACUUUAAAAAUGACUCGGGGCUAUCGUUUGGCAACAUCCGCUCUCAACAAGUUGAUUACGAUACACCAACAUUGGCCACAGGAUUAUCCUUUUUACCAAACAAUAUCAAUGAACAUAAAACUACAUUCAAACUACAGGAGCCACCAGUUAACGGACGCCAGGACGCAUCAUUAGAUCUACAUUCAUUCGAAGCUAAUGACCAAGUGGGGCCUAUAGAGACUCCGAGAAUCGCACUUAAGUCGCAAUACACUCGAUUAUCAUUGAACCAACUGCUAGCGUCCCCCAUGUCGAUGAUGCACGAUCAUACUGAACCAUCACCACAACUACCGGCACCGCUAUCUUCAGCAUCGUUGCAGAAUGUACUCACCAUGGACGAAGGACUAUCGCGAAAGAAUUUGGCAACAGAUUUCAAAGCUCCCGCAGAGUACACUCUACAUAUCAUAUUCACCCAGUUUGUACGAUACGCAGAACGGAAAUUGAAUGUGUUUCUCGACCAUUCUGAUGAAGCUUCGUUGCUUGGCAUAUUUGCCGAGGGGGCCGACCCUCAAUUUGACAAGAUUGUGGAGUCGUUGGGCUACAUAGCCAGGAGGAAACCCAAGCCAGUGAUUGACAGUGUCAUGUUUUGGAGGAAAUCAAAGAGUGAGGUGGCGUCAAAUGCGGCACAAGAAGUGGAAAAGGCAUUGGUUGGUGCUAAAAAGAUUCAGCCAGAGGAGUUACAGCAGCAGCAACAGCAACAACAGCAACAGCAACAGCUGGCACCAACACCACCGCCACCGAAACCAAAGCGCUCCCUCAGUUUAAUGAGGUCAAAGACUCAUCGCCGAAACCAGUCGUCUGCUUCCACAACUUCUUCAGACCCAGAGUUUCUCAAAUUGAAGCAAGCAGUGGACUCACAACUUGAUGUCGUUAAACAAACAGCAAUCAAUGCGGAAAAGAAGUCUCUUGUUUCGAUUUACAUUUUGUGCCGUGUGCUUAUGGAAGUUGUCAAGCAAACGCCUAAUGAAAUAAUGGGCGAGGAUCUUGGCGACAAGUUGGAGGAGAUUGUUUACAAUCAGUUGAAAACAAGCGAUCCUGCAAGCACUAGCCAGUCGAUAAUCCGUGCUGCAAAUUGGACAUUGUUGGCUCAGUUGCUAGGGUUGAUGUCGGAGAAACGAUUUCUUAGUGUCAGUGAUCGAUUUGUGUUUGAUUUGGAGAAAUUGCCACAACGAAUAAACCACCAGGAGGAGGCCAGAUUGCACCUUCUUAUUUCAGGUAUGAACUAUAUCAAGUUGAACCAUUACCCACCUGAGCUUUUUGAAGACAGCAAGGAGUUUAUUCAAAUCCUUGCCAAAUUUUUUGAAAGAACUACAAAUGAUGCAAUUCUUUACGCGUAUUGCGACUCGAUAUCAAGCUUGAUUCUACCCUUGGCCAACAACUUGACAGCAGAAGCCAACGACCCUGGAUGGAAUGAAGGGAUUGAGAAAAUCUACAACAAAGCGAUUGAUGCGUGGAGAGUGUGCGAGAAUAAUGCAUCGCAAUCGCAUUCUUUUGGAAGUGGCUGGUCCCACUUGAUGAAUGUGAUUACCGCAACCUUGUCCGUGUCGCGAAAGGACCUAUUCUCAUCCAAGUGGUAUGCCAUCAUUGAACAAAAUGUAUACAAGUUGAAGCCGAAAGCCGAUGCACAUGAAAAAACUGCAUUUGUGGUGUACAUCAGUCGGUUGUUGUGGGUGUACUUUAAUCGUGUUCCCGACUCCCUCAACUUAACCAUAAAGAGGUUGGAUGAAUUUUUCAAGAUGGUCUUGUUCCCCAUGGGGAAAAAACAUUGGCUCAUGGUGGAUAAUGUUGAUGCUGUAUCACAAAUGAUUCAAAUUGUCGGGUACAAUCAUCUCAACUAUACCUUGGAGAAUGUAUUGCUUCGCUUACUACGUGAGGCAGGACAUACUUUGGAACAUCUUCAAACAGAGAAGCUAAUGGUUGUGGCUAGGUCUUAUGUGAGGGUAUUGAAGGUGUUUGAGCGAGAAGAAAAGCCCCCAUUCCCAGGGAUAGCAGAGGAAGCUCUGCCGGCUUUUGUACUGGCCCAUGCACUGGCUUCCUUACUGACUUCCUUACUGGCUUCUUCACCUAAUUACACUCAAUAUGUAGCUCCCUUUCGGUUUGUUGCAAAGAAUAGCACAAACGCUGCUUUCCAUGAAGAAUUUAGCAGGACGUUUGGCUCGCUUUUGAAAUUGCUUGAUCAGCAGUAUGGAAUUGCUUUGGUGGAACCCAAAUCGCUGUCGUCGUUUACAUUUUUCAGUGAAAAAGUAUCAAUCAAGAGUGUUCAUUUGGAAUUGUUUGCUGAUUUGAUUGAUACUACUCCAUACAUUGAUGUGCCAUUGAAGCAGUUGGCAGAGUUGUUGACUAGAAACGCAGUUCAUUCAAGUAGGAAAGUACAGGAUGCUUCUGUACGUGCAUUGAAGCUGCUAUGCAUGAAGAAGAACCCGACAUCGUUGUUGAACAUGUAUGCCAAAUUUGCAUUUCAAAUGUCGGAAAAGACAAGCGUGGUUUAUGAUUCAAAUUACUUGAACUCGCCGGCUUUUUUAUACUUGUUGAAGUUGUACACGGAGUUACUCGAAACUUGGUUUCAAAUGUUUAAGGAGAAGGAGGAGAUUGAAGAGCCAGGAGAUGAAUUGGAAUGGAAGACAAUCAUUAACCUGGUGGAAAGCAUUGAGGGAAACGGAUUGUUUUUUUUGUGCUCACAAGACCCACAAGUUAGAUCUUAUGGUAUCAAGGUGUUACGUAUCGUUGAUCAGUUUGAUCAAGCGAUAUACAAUCUCACAGAGGAGGAGUCCAUCAAAACCCAUACACGUAACUCAUCACAACGAAAUCAUUCUCGAAGCUCAUCAAAGUUUGCUGCUGAUGUUGGUACUCGAAUUAUUCAUGUUCUAGAAGGGACUGAAUUCCACGACAUCAUCAAACCGUUCAAGAAAGAAUUGAGUCUUCCUGAACGUCAAAGAUUGACUCGAUUCAAGAAUGAGAAGAAUGUCUUGAUCAAGGUUGCUGAAUCAGAUUAUGGAAUCGACUCUACAAUGUGGAUACGGUUGUACCCUAAAAUCCUCGAAAUUUUAUUCGUCAAGUGUCCAAUGCCAGUAGCAAUGUGUCGAGAUAUCGUUUGUGUCUCUCUAGUACAAAUGCAUGAAUUGGUAUUGGACUAUUCUGAAAACUACAAAUCAAGCACAUCAUCAUUAUUUUCAAGACUGGUCCCCUCAGUGGCUCCUGAGGUGUUGGUUAACCAAUGGAAAUUGUAUUUGGUGUUUGCUUGUAUUACAUUAACGACCACAAAUGAGCAAAAAAUAUCCUUCCCCACUCAGCCAACCCAUGGCAGAAAAAAGUCAUUGCAAAUGUUUAUCCAACAUCAGAAAAUCACAAGCGCCAAGUCGAUUUUCCGUAUGGUUUUGCCAUUGCUCAAAUCACCACAAAUGAUGGUGAGGGAGGCGGUUAUUGUGGGAUUGAGCCAUAUCAAUGUCAAUAUAUUCAAGACGUUUUUGGAAAAUGUGCCGUUUGAGUUCAAGCUGAGGAAUUUUGCUGAAGAUCGAUUCAGGAUAGAGAUUGUGCACAUAUUGAUGAAUGUGACUGCAAAGUACAAGGAGGAGAUUUACGAGGAUGAUUCGAUUGUGGAAGACUUGAUAACCGUUGUCAAGAAUACGAAAUCGUUUCUAAGCUUGAGCACGGUGCAAGUGGAUAUUGAUUUCCAACGAUUGCGUCGAUAUUUUUGUGAGUUUUUGGAAAAUGUGUUUCUGGGAUUACAAGGUGACAAAUUGGAUUUCUGGUUACCUUUUGAAGCGAGAAUGUCGUGUUUCAAUUAUCUUCGUGAAUGGUGUGGGUAUGGGGAUACUGAGGAGCGGUACAACAUCAUCAAGCAGAAAGUGAAGGAUUCACCGGCGGCAAUUGCCCUUUUGGAAUUUGAGAGGAAACGGUUGGAGCAGGCGGCAUUGAGCUGCAUGGCGAUAUUAUGUCUGGGGAAAAUCACUCAGGAGAUUGAUAUCGGAGCCGGAGUAGCUUACGUUUCAUUUGACAUACCAGUGUUGUUGAAUUGGAUACACGCAUUGUUGGAGGAUGGACAAGAGAUUGGGAAAGUUGCAUUGGCAAAUUUACUUCAAAACAAUUACAACCACGAAGAAGUGGUGAAGGAGGUGAUUAAACAAUCUUGCACCGGAUCAGUCUAUUUCUGCAGUUUUGUUGAUGCGUUUUUAGCCAAAAAUAAGCUGGAUGAUGUUGCGGAUGAAUUGUUUGUUUUGGCUUGUUUCUUGUGUGGUAGUCAAUACAGUCAAGUGAGACAAUCUGCAUUCAAGCUUUUGUGUGAGUUUCAGAAACGGUUGGGUGGGGCUAGUUUGGAUGAAUUUGAGGAGGAUGUGUAUGGAGAUGGGCUUGGGAGAAGAAGGGGAUUACAAGGCAUUGCAAGGGCUGUUAGUGAACUGCUGCCGGACAGACCACAAGAUCCGCUGCGAGACCGGUUGUACACCCGCAUCUCCUAUUUGUCACGAUUCUACAACCAUGUGCCAUUGGAAACAAGAGAGAACAUCACCAUUAUCAUGACUACUUUCUUGCAAACAGUCAAGCUAGAAGGUGAGCUGUCGAUCAUGGUGUUGAACAAUUUAUUUGAAAUUGAGAUAAAGUUUGGGGCAGAGGCCAUGUGGCGCGCUCUCUGCAAGGAAAAUUUCGACUACAUAUUUGAGUACAUUGUCAACACUUGUCUUGAGCAUCGUAAUGCGUAUCUUGUCGAUAAGGCACGACAAGUGGUGGACAUUUUAGCAGAUUCACAUUCUGAUAAGUACCAUGUCUUGAAGAAAUUGAUUGCUAAUUUGCAACCAAAGAUGAUGAUUCCACCUGCAGCAAAGCCUCAAGAAGCAUGUUCCUACCCCUAUGUUGCUGACUUGUAUCAACUCCAUAGUGACAAGGAUGCUGCGUUUUCCCUUGGUCAGGUAUCAGUCAUUUUUUUAGUCGACUUGGUGGAAAAGUGUUCCUUUGUGAUUGAGAGUUUGCCGUUGUUGUUGCACGUAUCCUUCACAUUGUUGGACCAUUAUCUUGUAUUGGUUAGAGACAGCGCUGGAAAGCUUUUGAUACGAUUGAUUCACGCAUUGAGUGGACCAAGCGACGUUAUAUCACAAAUUAGAACUAAAGAUCGGAUCAGGAGCUUGUGGGUGUAUGAUGACUUAGACAAGAAGGGCGCACGGACGCCAAACAAUAUGAUUUCAUUGGUGAGAAACGUUCUUCAAGUGUUCAAGAUGCCCACUUUGCAAGAUGACUGGAGCAGAAUUGCCUUGACUUGGGGUACCACUUGUGCCGUGAGACACAGUGCUUGUCGAUCUUUCCAAAUAUUCAGGGUCCUUAUUUCAUUCCUCGAUUUGAGCAUCUUGAAAGCAAUGUUCCACCGUUUGUCAAACACCAUAUCUGAUGAAUCCACCGAUAUCCAGGGAUUCGCUAUGCAGAUAUUGAUGACAUUGAAUGCGAUUGCAGCUGAAUUGGAUUCGCAAAUGUUGAUUGAUUUCCCACAACAUUUUUGGUCAAGUGUUGCUUGUUUGAGCACGAUCCAUGAGCAAGAGUUUGUUGAAGUUUUGUCAACAAUGAACAAAUUCAUUUCAAAAAUUGACUUGAAUGCAACGGAUACCAUCAAUUGCCUUAUAUCCACAUUCCCACCAAAAUGGGAGGGGAAAUUCGAAGGAUUGCAGCAGAUUGUUACUGUGGGAUUGAGGUCGUCAACGUCAUGGGAACCGACAUUGAGCUUUAUUAACAAGUUGUUGGUGUUGAAGGACUCUGAAAUUGUUGGCAUGGGAGACUCUCGAGUGAUUACCGCCUUGAUUGCCAACAUGCCGGUUUUUCUCAAUGAAGAAGCGGAUGUUGAAAAGACUGCACUUGCAAUUGCCAACUUGGCUAAACCGCCACUUGCCAAAAUCUUGACCUCGUUGGGCAAGAACAAGUUUCGGUCAAAAAAGGAUUUUGUAGUGCAGGUUGUUGCUACCUUGAGAGAUUUGUAUUUUGAUUAUGAGGUGAUGAUUUUGAUUUCGUUGCUCAAGAUGCUUAGCAACCCAGCUAUUAGAAAGGAAGUGUUGUUUUUUCUCAAGGCACUCAUCCCUUACAUCAACUUCAAAAGGGAAGAGUUUCUUGGACUUGGUGCUGACUUGAUUUCGCCAUUGUUGCGCUUACUCUUGACUGAAGAUGCUGACGAUGCAUUGGAAGUUUUGGAUGAGGUGGAUGAGAUUUCAGGAUCAAUUAUGGAUAGAGAUAUCCUCAAGAACAAAGAGCUUGCCACGUCCUUGUUUGGAGUACCUCAAGAUAACGGUUGGUCUAUCCCCAUGCCGGCAGUCACUGCCGCCAGUACGCGUAACAAUGUUCAUGCAGUGUUUUCCACUUGUGUUGUUGCCUCUACUGAGGAAAAGGAGGAGGAGAUUCAAUUCCAUAGAGAAGAGUACCCGGUGGAGGAUACUGGAGAUGCAGUGUCCGUUGAAGAGAAGACCCUGCUUAGCAAUAUGUGGCAGGCGCUUGAUGACUUUGAAGGGUUUUUUGAGAGUAGCAUUGGUGAGACUACAUCACGGUUGGAUGAGUUGUUGAAGAGGGGGAGUGGUGUGAGGAGAGGGGGCAAGUAA
Molecule: messenger RNA, 6810 nt
Organism: Lodderomyces theae
Lineage: Eukaryota; Fungi; Ascomycota; Pichiomycetes; Serinales; Debaryomycetaceae
Gene: CAS4
Product: Cas4p
Exons: 1
Coding region: 1-6810 (2269 amino acids)
Biological process (GO): cell morphogenesis
Cellular component (GO): site of polarized growth; cell cortex
Source: RefSeq, a predicted model, not a curated record